Messenger RNA from Cyprinodon tularosa, 876 nucleotides. RefSeq lists its product as uncharacterized. Bases 1 to 876 code for a protein of 291 amino acids. The record is from RefSeq and is a predicted model, not a curated record. The transcript has 4 exons. Lineage: Eukaryota; Metazoa; Chordata; Actinopteri; Cyprinodontiformes; Cyprinodontidae. Gene Ontology annotation, molecular function: nucleic acid binding.
AUGGAGGCCAAUGUUGUAAACAGAGGCAGAGCCAGAGCCAGAGCCAGAGGAGUGAGAGUAAGAGGAGGACGAUGGGGAGGACGAGGAAGGCCAAGGACAAUCAUUUCUGAUGAGAUCCGAGCAACUUUGGUUGACCAUGUGGUCAACCACGGCCUAACAAUGAGGGAGGCUGGGCAAAGAGUACAGCCAAAUUUGAGCAGGUACACUGUAGCAUCCAUCAUCCGGACUUUCCGCAAUGAGAAUAGAACUGAAAGAUUACCAACAAGAGGUGGACGGGGCCGUCUUCUGUCUCCUGAACAGGAAACAGAGAUCAUGAACAUGGUUCUUGAAAAUAAUGCCAUUACCUUACGGCAAAUACAAAGAAAAAUAAUAGAAAACAAUGAGAUAUUUCAAAAUAUUGAUAGGGUAAGUUUAUCAACGCUGGACCGUGUCUUGCACAGAAAUAAACUGAGGAUGAAGCAGGUCUACAGGGUGCCAUUUGAGCGCAAUUCAGAAAGGGUCAAAGAAUUGCGAUAUAACUAUGUGCAAAGAGUCCUUGAGCUGGAGGUGGAUGCAGUGGAGCACCAGUUCUUCUUCAUUGAUGAGGUUGGAUUCAACCUCACAAAAAGACGAAGGAGGGGAAGGAAUAUAAUCGGCCAGCGUGCAAUUGUUGAAGUCCCUGGCCAGCGCGGAGGGAACAUCACAAUGUGUGCAGCGAUGACCGACCAUGGCAUCAUCCAUCACCAUGCUACCCUUGGCCCCUACAACACUGCCCAUCUGAUCACAUUCCUGGACACCCUACACAACACACUCAUUCCACCAGAUCAGAUAGACGGCCCAGAGCAGCUCAGAUCCAAUUCUCUUCGCUUCAAGUCCACUACAGAUGUUUGUCCUUAA